Nicotiana attenuata is the source of this 1614-nucleotide messenger RNA. RefSeq lists its product as uncharacterized. NCBI's taxonomy places the organism in Eukaryota, Viridiplantae, Streptophyta, Magnoliopsida, Solanales, Solanaceae. The transcript is spliced from 2 exons. The record is from RefSeq and is a predicted model, not a curated record. The coding region runs from base 61 to 1290 and encodes 409 amino acids.
AAAGUAAAAGCAAGACCACAACAGUUAAAAGAGUACAACACAUUAUUCAGCUCAAAAGCCAUGGACGAUGACAGCUUCAGAGCCCGUGUACACAAAGUUUUCGGCGCUCUCCCUUCAUCAGCACCGUCGUCGGCGUGGUCUCUCACAGACGAUGAAGUGGAGAAGAAAGAGUGGAACCGAAGCGCACUGAAGCGAGGGAAAGUGGAUGAUGACCAAACCCUUUGUUCUUCGUCAUAUGAUGGAUUAUUCAAACAAAAUCGCAGGAGGAACAUCACCACUCAAGGGCUCCAAAAUGAUCCAAAUGAUGAGGAAAGUCGUUUUGAGGACCCUAAUGAUGUUUGGGAAAUCAGAUCCUCCAUUGGCUUGGAUCCCACGCUUGAUAAUGAGGACGAGGAAGAUGAAUAUGAUAGAGUGGCGGAAGGCAGAGUGGGUGCUGCUGAUCGCUUGUACAUGAAGAACAUUGUUGAUCAGGACACAUCUUAUGAUCCUUCAGGACGUAACAUCCGUAGAGACGCACGUGCAAAUCAUAUGGCUGCACAAGUUAGGCUGAAGGAAGAUGCUGAUGCAGCUGUGAAAUGUGAAACUCAUUUUGAUGGUAUCACCCUAUGCGGUGAGCAGCAGUCUACUGAACCACUUCAGGUUCAUAGUAAGGUGAAGCCAAUUUUGAAAAGAACAAGGAAAUCUGAGAAUGGUGAGCUCAAGUCCACGAAACGAGUCAGGUUUAAUCCUAGUUGUAAAAAUGAAUGUGAAGGGGCUUCAGAGCUAGAAGUUUCUUUGGCAGCUCCUGCAGCAGCAAAUUCUAGUUCGCAAAAAAAUGAAUCUAUUCUUGACAACAGUAGGCCGAAUGUUCCUGAUCAUAUUCUCAACCCUUCAAAAUAUACUCACUAUAGUUUGGAUUCUCCUAGCAAGCUUGAUGAUGAAUCAAAUAUUCAAGCUUGCGUAUACCUUCUUGAGGAGGUUAAGAAGUUGAAGCAUGAUCAAUUGGCACGAGAAACUAGGGACGUGUCAGCUACUAAUCCUAAAUCAGUAGCCUUUGUGCCUAGGCAGAAGAACUCAUAUGCUAUAGCAGCAAAGGAUGCAACUGCGUCAAAGGAAAUGAUUAAAGAUGCUUGUAAUGAAUCCUUGCACCCAAAAGGCUUUCCUGUUGCCAUUGCCGCUUUAGAGGCUCAAGAAAGUGGAGAUCCAAUGGAUGAAGAUAUGGAAGCACAUGUAGGUGACAAUAACAUUGUGUCCCAUAAACCACAACGCCGUUAUCGAAGCAGGGCAGAGAUGAACGACUCUGUUACUUGAUCUUAUGUUGUCACUUGAGGCUAGUGUGUAUGUAUGUUAUAUAAUUCCUUUAGCAGAAAUGCUUUGUUAACUCCAUAUGUUUGCAAGUUCUUGUCUUAGCUGGAUCUCACCCCUGGCCCCUCCAACCUCCACCCCUCCAGAAAAAAAGGAACAGAAAAGGAAGAAACAUACAAUAUAUGACUAUGGGGGGAGUCCCCUUGCACGACAAAAGCAUGGAGUGUACUGACUUUUUGCAUGAACUAUCUGUUUUUAAGGGCGUUCAGUGAUUCUUGAUGGAUUAUUCUUAUUAUGUUUAUUUUUUAGUGGAGGGAUUCAUGAUGAUCA